Molecule: messenger RNA, 630 nt
Organism: Aspergillus terreus NIH2624
Lineage: Eukaryota; Fungi; Ascomycota; Eurotiomycetes; Eurotiales; Aspergillaceae
Exons: 4
Coding region: 1-630 (209 amino acids)
Source: RefSeq, a predicted model, not a curated record
AUGACAUGGUCACCAUUCGAGGAGGGCGAUAAUCGUGGCGAGGCCAAUGGGAAGGCCCCUCAUUUCAUCGAGGCUUACGGGUUCAACUCGCAAGGUGACACUGCAUGCUUUCCCACAUACACUUAUCCGGCAUGGAAUGGGGACACUGUGACCAAAACCUUAACCGACUAUGGCUUCCGAGCACAUCCUGAAGACCCCAUGUUUGUCUGGCCCUACGAGUACCCCUUCAAUUUCUAUAAGCGGGUUCCCCCAACCGCUGACAUACCGUCGGAGCCGGAGGUGGUCAACUGGCUAAGAGUCAAACGAGAUGUUGCUCUGGGUGUGCUGAACCAGGAUCUGCCAAUUUCCGCCAUUGAGGAUGCCGAAGGAGCCGAGUUGUUGUCAAAAGCUGCCGAAGCUUUCUUGGAUCACCAUUCUGAGGCGGAACCAGCGGCAACACACGCAGCGGAGUUUUCUAUACCCACGGGGACUGAUGCAGCGGUAGGAUCUAGUUGGCAGCCUUGGAGCGAACAGCACAUGCCUGUUGAGACAGGAGUGCCCGGGGCCGAGGAGCAAGAUGACAGCCGUAUGAUGCGAAGAAGGCGGCAGCAUUUGCAGGAGCACCAGCAGAGACAUGCCCAUGGACAUUGA